UUGCCUGUUAAAAAAAAAACAAAACAAUAAUAACAAAACAGCACAAUCGUUAAAUUAAUCGCUUAUAGAGGGACCCUGUGAGGGUCCUGUCAGAGGUAGUGUUCGUCUCUUAUACAUUUAUGGAUCCUGUUUGGGAGCAAUGUAAACAGCUGAACAGCCGAUCCAGCGCAGUCCUGUUUCACCUGAAACGACCCUCUAGUUUGUUUUCAGAAAGCGAACAAGUGCUAACACCAUGAACGAAGUGAAUUAUCUUCAGCAAAACAACACCGAAAGUCGGACUUUAGAAGACAAACUGGAGAUUAAACGCCGCAGCGUUCAUCAGCUGCAGGGUGUUUAUAUACACCAAACAGCUGAUGUCCAGCAGCUGUUGGUGAUUAAAGAAGAGGUUCCCUGGAGCUCCAGUCUGGACCAGAAGGACCCAGAGCCCCUCUGUGUAAAGAAGGAGGAGGAGGAACUCUGCACCAGUCUGGAUAGAGAGCAGCUCUUUGGACAGCAAGAGACAGAUAUCAUUAAUGUUACUGUAAAGAAUGAAGAUGGUGAAUACAAACCUCAGGCCAAAACAGAAACUGAUGGAGAGAACUGUGGAGGACCAGAACCUAACAGGAACUCAGAUCCAAGCUGUUCUUUACAAUCAACUGCUGAUAAAAAGGAUUCUGACUCCUCUGAGACUGAAAUCAGUGAUGAUGAUUAUAACUGGCAGGAUCCUUUGUCAGACUCUGGACCUGAAAUCGACGGCAGUGAUGACGGCUGGAAGGAGAGCAGGACGCCAGAGUCUGAGCAUGGAAGUGAUGUUUGUGUGGAAAAUGUGAAAAGACACGGGAGUGCUCGGAGUGGGGUGAAAUCCUUUAGUUGUGACGUUUGCAAUAAAACAUUUACACGACGAGGAGACCUGAAAAGUCACGUCAGCGUCCACACAGGAGAGAGGCCAUUUCAAUGUGGAUUUUGUGGUAAAAAAUUUAGACAACAGGCAGUUUUGAAGGGUCACAUGAGGAUUCACACAGGAGAAAAACCAUUCUCUUGUGGUGUUUGCGGAAAAAAAUUUACACAUCAGUCUUCUCUCAAAUCACACACCAAAGUCCACACUGGUGAGAAGCCUUUUGAUUGUGGUGUUUGUGGUAGAAAAUUUAGCAGAAAAGCUCAUCUUAGCAUACACAUGACAGACCACACAGGAGAAAAACCGUUCGAGUGUGAAUGUUGUGGUAAAAAAUUCAGCCAGAAAACGCAUUUUAAGGUGCACAUGACAGUUCACACGGGAGAAAAACCGUUUCGUUGUGAUGACUGUGGAAAAAGAUUUCGGCUGGAGCAUAAUCUCAAAAGACACCUGAUGAGCCACAGAGAGGAAAAACCUUUCGGUUGUGAUGUUUGUGGUGAACGAUUUACAGAGCAGGGGAGUCUGAAGCGGCACAGUGGCGUCCACACUGGAGAAAAACCGCACGUGUGUGACGACUGUGGUAAAAUGUUUAGUCGCGUUACACAUCUUCAGAGGCACAAGAUCGUCCACACGGGAGAGAAACCCUUCGAGUGUGGAUUUUGUGGUCGGAAAUUUAGCCAAAACACGCAUUUUAAAAGACACAUGAGAGUCCACACUGGAGAGAAACCUUUUUCCUGUGAUGCUUGUGGACAAAGAUUCAGCCAACAGAAUAGUUUGAAAAGACACAGCAUCGUCCACACUGGAGAGAGGCCGUUCAGCUGUGGGGUCUGUGGCGAAAGAUUCACCCGGCAGGGAAACAUGAAGAGACACAUGAGAUUCCACAGACAGUAGCGGCAUCUGUGCUGAGAAAAUGUUUAUAUCCAUUUUGUUGUUAACCACAACGUCUUUAUUUAUAUAGCACUUUUCAUACAUGAAGCAGCUGUACAAAGAAAACUGAGGUUGCCAUGCCAACAAGGGAAAAUGAUAUGACAAUUAAAAACACCCAAACCAAACAGUGAAAGUGGAAAUAAGUAAAUAAAUUAAUAAAAUCAGAGUAAAACAAUUAAUCAUCUAAAACUGAGCAGGUUCAAAAGUUCAUAGCAGAUAAAUACA
Molecule: messenger RNA, 2023 nt
Organism: Melanotaenia boesemani (Boeseman's rainbowfish)
Lineage: Eukaryota; Metazoa; Chordata; Actinopteri; Atheriniformes; Melanotaeniidae
Product: gastrula zinc finger protein XlCGF57.1-like
Exons: 2
Coding region: 233-1762 (509 amino acids)
Biological process (GO): regulation of transcription by RNA polymerase II
Molecular function (GO): DNA-binding transcription factor activity; RNA polymerase II cis-regulatory region sequence-specific DNA binding
Source: RefSeq, a predicted model, not a curated record